AUGGACUUUCGCAGCGAUGUUGCACAUUCAUACGAAGACUCUUACGACCACAAUUUGACCUCUGAGGCCGUCACCAGUCCCCCACAGGCCGGCUUCGCGCAAUUGUCAACCCUGUCCUCCCUCCCCGCGACGCCGUCGGAGUCAGUCCAGGUCAUCUCCUCGCUGAUUGAGUCUCUGAGCAAGAUAUCUGCAUCGACCUAUGUCAGACAAGACGCCGUCCCAGAGACAAAUAUCGAGAUCUCCACAGACGCAUACAGUCGCUCCCCCUCGCCCGAACCACCCGAUCCGGAUGAUCUGGAUAGAGAGCAGAACGACCCACCCAUCACCGAUGAAAGCAGCGAGGGAGAGCCCGCCGCUCCGCCGGUGAUCAAGUACGCAAGAAGACCGCCGCCACUCUCUAAGCGGUCGAGUCGAUCGUUCAUCCGCUCACUGAGCAUGUCGUCGCAGCCUACUCUAGGCCCCCAAGAGUCUAUUCACAGUCUGAAGUCGCGUGCGGCGUCUGUACACAGUCUGAAGUCUCGUGCCGAGUCCGAUGGUGUGGGACUACCAAGCAUUGACAGGCGUAACCGCUCGAGCGCCGGCUCUUCCUUUUCAUUUGUCAGUGGUUUGAGUUCCACACUCAGGAGGCAGACCGCCGAAUCUGUUUAUGAAAUGGCGACCAGUCGGCCCAUCCCUCCAAGGCGUGUUUCGUCGGACAGGCGACGGAAGGCCGAAUCCCUCUACAGCAUCGAACAGGAGAAGGAAAACAAAUGGCCUACUCGGUCUCCGUCUGUUGAUGGCUACUCAAGCAGCAGUACCCCUCUCGACCAAAGCCUGAACGAUGGUACCACUAUCGCUGCUUUGCGACUGAGUAGAGGUGACCUGGGUUCUCACUUGAUUCCAUCUCGGCGGUCAUCACUGCGGCGCAGCGUUACCGGGAUGUCGGAUGCGUCUCAGGACCAACAAAACCGAUAUUCCUUCUCAGGCCGUGACCUAAAAGAACUCAACAUCGAUGCCGAGCUAAUCGAAGGGGACAAUUCAACAGUGCGACGAAUCCGGGAACUCCAGGAAGCUCGGGAGAAGAGGCAGAAGGAAUGGCGACACGAAGCACGCAAAUCAGAACGAGCCUCAAAGAGACAUACGAUUGCUACGCCCAAGCUUUCUUCACGACGAUCCAGCCCAUAUCAGAGCUCCAGACUUUCUGUCACAGAGGUGGUAGUCGAAUCACCCGAAGUCGAAAGCCCGCGCGACUUAACCGCGACUGUUACUCCUACAGAUUUGGCCGGUAUGCCUGAUUUUUUGACAAAGCCUCCAAAGGAGCCUCCCAGCCCGCCUAUUGAUGCGAGGCCUUCCAUGUCCAACCCACCGAGCGCAGCUCCAUCCCGGGGCAACAGCUUGUAUCAGAAUGCGGGGCCGCACACCCAAAGGAAUUCUGCUGGGUUCACGACUAAACAAGACCCGGCUUUGGCAGAGAUGAAGUCCAUCACAGAAGAGGUCGAGGCGUUCCUCGGAGCGCCGCGCUUUACGCAAAAGAUCCGCCACCCGCGGACCGGCCGAACGAUUGCGUUUUCAGAGGUUGGAGAUCCCAAUGGCUUCGUCGUUUUUUGCUGUGUGGGAAUGGGGUUGACCCGAUACCUAACGGCCUUCUACGAUGAACUCGCAAGGACUCUACGCUUGAGGCUGAUCACUCCGGACAGACCUGGAGUAGGGGCAAGCUCACCGCUGUCCGAGUCUCAAUGCACACCACUGAAUUGGGUCGAUGAUGUUGCCGUCCUCUGCAACUCGCUGGAGAUCACCAGAUUUUCUCUGCUUGCGCACUCGGCGGGUGCAAUUUACGCACUGGCGACCGCUUUGAAGAUGCCCCAAUAUUUACGCGGGCGCAUCCAUCUGCUGGCACCCUGGAUACCACCGUCGCAGAUGCCAAAAGGAGCCGCCAUAGGACCAGAUUCCCAACCAGUUGCUAAUCUACCUUUCACGCACAAAAUCCUCAGCGUUCUACCCGCGCAAAUACUCAAGGUCGCCAAUUCGAGGUUCUUGACUGCCACUAGCGCGUCCGUGGACACGAAACCACUAAAGUCCAAGAAGAACAAGCAAAUACAAAUAGAGAGCCUAGAAUUACAUCUAGACUAUGCCGACCGCGAUCCAAACGAGGAUAGCCCGUUCCGAGACAACAUUCCCGAGUUCGAACCCGAACGGCCAUCGACUGGGACGCCGAAUCGAGCACGUGGCAUGUCCUGUUAUCAAGCCAACAACGAAUCGCUCAGAAUGCAGGGAGCAGCAGCGACAAGUCCAAAGUCGGAAUCUCGCCGACAAACUUUCUCCGCUGCGAAGUCACCCAUCGCGACGACUCGGCCGAUGUCUCCCCGCUUAAGCCCAGAGGCACGUCAAGCACUUUACAAUCAGACCCUCACCCACCGUAUCUGGACACUAGCCACUCAAAACGCAAACCCUGCCACGGACCUGGUCGUGUGUCUUGAACGCCGUCGGCCUAUUGGAUUCCGAUAUCCUGAGGUGACCAGAUCAGUUGUUAUUCACCACGGCGCCAAGGACUCGCGGGUACCCCUGGACAACGUACGGUGGUUGCGCAGUGUCAUGAAACGAUGUGAGUUGAAGGUCCUAGAUGAUGAGGGGCAUGGCCUCAUGGCGAGCGCUUCAGCGAUGGCGUCCGUCCUCGGGGAGAUCGCGAAGGAGUGGGAAGAAUGGGAGAGGAUCGCACAAAACAAAGAAAAGAGGAAGCGAAGUGAUGCUGCGUCUACCUUCUCGAGAGGGAGGUCCUUCCACAGUAGAUUUGUGGAUGCCUCGUACCGGGAAUCUGCAUCCCGUGAUUCAUGA
Molecule: messenger RNA, 2811 nt
Organism: Cladophialophora yegresii CBS 114405
Lineage: Eukaryota; Fungi; Ascomycota; Eurotiomycetes; Chaetothyriales; Herpotrichiellaceae
Exons: 1
Coding region: 1-2811 (936 amino acids)
Source: RefSeq, a predicted model, not a curated record